GCAGUGGCGGCCGACGGAGACCGGCGGAGAGGAGAGAGAGGAGGCGCCGGUCCUCUUUUCCGACCUCCGUUUCUCCCCCGAGGUUGCAGCGGAGACAUGGCCGGGCGAGGUCGGCUUUGGCCGCUGCUGGCGUUGGCGCUCUGCGCCUUCCCGGCCGGCUUGUGCUUGCAAGAGACCGAAGCGGACGAACCCGCAGCGGCGACGGCGGCGGCGGCUCUGGGCGGAGGAGCGAGCAGACGUCGCCGCCUGAGUCAGGAGGACGGCAUCUCCUUCGAGUAUCACCGCUACCCGGAGCUUCGGGAAGCGCUGGUCUCGGUCUGGCUGCAGUGUCCGUCCAUCAGCCGGAUCUACACGGUGGGACGGAGCUUCGAGGGCAGGGAGUUGCUGGUCAUCGAGAUCUCGGACAACCCCGGCGAGCACGAAGCCGGAGAGCCAGAAUUUAAAUAUGUUGGCAACAUGCACGGAAACGAAGCUGUUGGAAGAGAACUUCUUAUCUUCUUGGCUCAAUACUUGUGCAACGAAUAUCAGAAGGGAAAUGAGACUGUCAUUAAUUUGAUCCACAGUACACGUAUCCACAUCAUGCCGUCUCUGAAUCCAGAUGGCUUUGAGAAGGCAGCAUCACAGCCAGGUGAACUCAAAGAUUGGUUUGUUGGUCGAAGUAAUGCACAGGGAAUAGACCUAAAUCGAAAUUUCCCUGAUCUGGAUAGAAUUGUCUACGUCAACGAGAGAGAAGGAGGUCCAAAUAAUCAUUUGUUGAAAAAUCUGAAGAAAGCUGUGGACCAAAAUCUAAAGCUUGCACCAGAAACAAAAGGUGUGAUUCACUGGAUAAUGGAUAUUCCCUUUGUACUGUCUGCCAAUCUUCAUGGUGGGGACCUUGUGGCAAAUUACCCAUAUGAUGAGACUCGGACUGGAAGUGCACAUGAAUACAGCUCCUGUCCUGACGACGCUGUUUUCCAAAGCUUAGCUCGGAGCUAUUCGUCUUUUAAUCCAGUCAUGUCAAACCCGAAUCGGCCACCAUGUCGCAAGAAUGAUGACGACAGCAGUUUCAUUGAUGGGACCACUAAUGGUGGUGCUUGGUAUAGCGUUCCAGGAGGUAUGCAAGACUUCAAUUAUCUCAGCAGCAAUUGCUUUGAAAUCACAGUGGAGCUUAGCUGUGAAAAAUUCCCCCCAGAAGAAACUCUGAAAACCUAUUGGGAGGACAACAAGAAUUCACUAAUCAGUUACAUUGAGCAGAUACAUCGAGGAAUAAAAGGAUUUGUUAGAAAUCUUCAGGGUAAUCCGAUUGCUAAUGCCACAGUUUCUGUAGAGGGAAUAAACCAUGAUAUUACCUCAGCAAAGGAUGGUGAUUACUGGAGGCUAUUGGUACCUGGAAAUUAUAAAGUGACAGCUUCAGCACCGGGCUAUCUAGCAAUCACUAAAAAAGUGGCUGUUCCCUUUAGUCCUGCGAUUAGGGUUGAUUUUGACUUGGAAUCAUUGUCUGAAAGAAAAGAAGAGGAAAAGGAAGAACUAAUGGAAUGGUGGAAGAUGAUGUCAGAAACUUUAAAUUUUUAAGCAGAAGUUCUGAAUUCACAUCUUUUAAUCUACUAUGUGUUCAUUUAGUGUAUUGUACUGUGAAAAGACCCUACAUUUUAGAUUUUGUGUAGCUCAUAAUAUGUAACUUCAGGGUGGGCUGAGUAAUUUUUUUUAAUACCGAUAACAUAUUCUCCAUAAAAGUAUAUUGCUGGAACCUUUUAUGUAAUUUUUGCUGUCCUACAUAUUCAACUCGAAGGGAAAAUGCCCACAAAAAUAUGUCCUUUCUCUAAAGUAACUGUGAAUAUGAGUGUUUUACUAUCCUAAAUAUGCAGGUUAAGUACAUUAAAAAGCUAUAAUAAAUAACAGUCACUUGCAACAACAGCCCCAAAUAUUUGUCUAUACAGGUAAAACUAUUUAGAUUUUUUUUUAAAUUUUAAAAAAAUCGUAAUGGCACUGAAAAUAUAUGUGAUAAGAACUUAGUCUUGUACAUAACAAUUAAAGCUUUGUUUUUCUGUGAAAGAGCCAUAUAAAAUAAGGAUCCAAGUACCUGGGUAUUACAUAUACUACUCAUAUGGAAAUAGCUUACAUCGUUCUUAAGGGAAAAAAAAUACAUUCUUUUCCUCUUGUUGUGUUUAUUAAUGUUCCUAAGUGAUGUGGUAAUAAGAUUAAAAAUUCUGGAUGGAUAAACAGUUAACAUAUAGUAAUGUAUAUUACUUGUUUUUUUGUGCUUGCAAUAUAUUAUUUGUAUUAUUCUGUUUUUCAGUAACUGUAUGCAUUAAGUAUACAUGGUUUUCAGAAGAAAGCUUCCAUUUUCUUUGUAUGAAGAACAGAAAAUUCUGAUAACUGAUCCAUCAGCUGCUUCCUUUAAUAUGGAUUGGAAAUUCAAGAUAUAGUCUUAAACGUAAACAAAAUGUAAACAUGUUUUCUAUGAGAAGCAAUUUCUCUAGGUUCAGUGGAAUUUAUUUCCUGGUCACCCAUCUUAAAUUCAACCACCGCUAAAAAUAAUCAUUUGGAUUAUAAGGGUACUUCCUCUGAAAUAGAGAAAUCUCCAGUUGAACCACGAUUGUUUAAAUUGGCACUGGCGCUUAGGGGAGCAACCUGCUUUUCAGUGUAAACUAGCACACAAAGGAUAGCAGGAUCAGCCUAAAUUAAUUUUAUUUUGUCAAAAUAAAUUAAUCUCUGUUUUGAUGUUUCUUUUUGAGGCCUGUGCAGUACUUUAGAUUUAAUUCCUCAAAAGCGUUUCAGGAUGCGUGGAAGCUCAAAUUUACUGCAACGUUUUAAGUAGCUGCCUCUUAUCUGGGGAUUUUGUGGCAUAAUUGCUUUAAGAUGCUCCAGAGAGGGGGUGGGUUUGUUGUUCUCUUCUGCUCUGAAGCAAUCCUGACCCUAGUUUCCAUAUCACAUAUUUUAAUAGCUUUUCAGUGCUGUUUGUCGCUGGUUCCUCCCACACUUAUACUAUUGGUAGGUGACUCCUCUCUUUUUUGAAAUUACAUAUAUACUACCAGUGAGCACCCUUUUACCACAUAUGCUUCAUACCUGAAACAUCCCUAGAAGAAAGGCGAAGAAAGGUGAAAAGUUAUUUCUUUGCAUACUGUGGAUUCUUAGUUCAGUCUCUGGUUUUUUUUUUUAUAAUUUUAGGUAGCGUGGUAGUAAAAGUUUCCCUGGAAAG
Pseudonaja textilis is the source of this 3178-nucleotide messenger RNA. It is a transcript of the gene CPE, whose product is annotated as carboxypeptidase E. Gene Ontology annotation, molecular function: zinc ion binding; metallocarboxypeptidase activity. NCBI's taxonomy places the organism in Eukaryota, Metazoa, Chordata, Lepidosauria, Squamata, Elapidae. Gene Ontology annotation, biological process: peptide metabolic process; protein processing. The record is from RefSeq and is a predicted model, not a curated record.